This is a messenger RNA of Daldinia loculata, 1485 nucleotides long. RefSeq lists its product as uncharacterized. The coding region runs from base 1 to 1485 and encodes 494 amino acids. The record is from RefSeq and is a predicted model, not a curated record. NCBI's taxonomy places the organism in Eukaryota, Fungi, Ascomycota, Sordariomycetes, Xylariales, Hypoxylaceae. The transcript has a single exon.
AUGGAUCAAGAGUUUCUGAGACCACCCGAAAGCUGGUCGAGAGCUGUCUCUCGCCAGGAGCGCUCUGGGUCUGGACCACUCUCGAGUUGCACAGUAGCUAGGGACGGUGCGGCUAUAAUAACUGACUUGAACGAACAGAUCAAUGGAGCGAAGCAUCAGAUUCGAGAUCUAGAGAAAAUUCUGGACUCAAACUGCAACGCCGCAGAGAAGAUAGUAAGCUCACUGCUUAGGGAAAGACAUCAUCUCAGAGAGGCUUUAAAAAGAAGCGAAAUGAGAGUCGAGAAUGAAGCUAGAAAACUUAGACAAGCUAGCAGGACAGCCCAGCUAUUAUUUGACGUCCUUUGUGAGAAUAGAGCAGAUCUCAAGUGCGAAAUCAAGUGCCAUAAGGAAAUGGGUGAGGCUCUCGAGGAAAGCUUAAAGGCUACAGCGGAGGCUAUCCAGAAAGAGGCGGAGCGAGAUCAGGAGGUCUCAGCCCUGCGCGAAGAACUCAGAAUAGUAACUAAUUCAGUCUCGGAUCAGCGAAACAUUUCACGUAUCGUCUCGCAGCAAGUGGAAAGCCUGGAGAGACUCGUCACAAUACAACACAACGAAAUCAAGCAUCACAAGUCGGAAAUCGAAGACUUAAAGCAGGUCAACAAGAUCCUAACAGAAGAGAAUGACCGUCUCCAUGUCGAUAGCUCCUCCAUUCAAAAGGCAUCCAUAGGCACUCAAACGGACUACUACUCAGACAAAACGUCAAGCGCCGUAGUGCGUAGACUUGAAGAGCAAAUCAUAAUAUCUAGGAAGCAAACUCAGAAGCUACUUGCCGAGGUACAGCACAAGGGAGGACAGCAAGCCGAAUUGGAGAAGAAUUACUCAUCUGAGCGGCACCAGGCGACAAGCCAGACUAUCCAUGAAUAUCAGAGAAACGAGCGCAUGGCAAAGACAGACCAACAACCAGCUGCACGAGUGGCCCAGCUGUACACAAAUGACAAACGAACAUCGGAUAAUCCAAACGUCGGACACCAGUAUCUAGGAUCUAUUGGGUCACGCUUAAUGGCGGCGCAAUACAAGCCAAUGGAAGCCCAGACACGGGAGUUCAGGGAAAGGCAGGAGAUCCAGGAGGCCGAAACUAUGCAGAACAUACGGAGGGAAGAGCAGAUGGCGCAGUUCAGGAUGAACAUGUCGAGGCAGCACCACCCUUUUCGCCGCGGUGUCCCGGAGCCACCCCCCGCGAUAUUGUCGAUGCAGAGGAUCGAGAAUAGGCUGCGGGAGUCGAUCAUGGCAAGAAGAGGGAGACCACGCCUAUCUCGAUUUCCUACGAACCCGCGUCCUUCCCCCGCGGGCGAGAAUACCCAGGGUGCUGCCUCUGGUGAUGGGGAUGGGGAUGGGGAUGCGGGCGGCGAAGACAAUGGCGAGCAUGCUGUGUGUAUGAUGGUGCCACUCGACGACCCUAUAUAUGACGCGUUUAAUAACGACAACGGCUACAACAAUAACAACAACUGA